Paramisgurnus dabryanus is the source of this 1733-nucleotide messenger RNA. The record is from RefSeq and is a predicted model, not a curated record. Lineage: Eukaryota; Metazoa; Chordata; Actinopteri; Cypriniformes; Cobitidae.
UGGAGGGGACUAAAGAGACAUGAAGUUUUUGAACAGUGAACCUCAUUUUAUUGCUCAAGAUUGAAUGUUUAUCUGAGGUUUUAACUUCUUGAUGAGUUUCUUUUACAAUGAAGCUUGUGUAUCUGCUGAUUUUGGCUCUGACAGAAAGAGUCCUGAUGAAAACUACCUGUCCAUCUGGAUACAUUAUAGAGGGAAGACAGUGUAUAGAUGAAGAUGAGUGUAAAUAUGAUGAAGAGCCAAUCUGUGGAGAUAAUGCAGACUGCUACAACACAAAUGGUAGCUACUACUGUCACUGUCAAAAAGGAUUUAAUCCACCUGAAAACUUUACACGGCUCUCUCCAAAGAUAUGCGAGGACAUCAAUGAAUGUAUAGAGUACAGCAUUGAUUGUGGUCCUAAUGCAAUCUGUCAAAAUUAUGGAGGAAAUUAUACAUGCACAUGUAAUUAUGGCUACAUUGCCAACAAUAAUGCAGAGACAUUUAUGGACAGACAAGGAGUUCAGUGUAUUGACAUAAAUGAGUGUGAAGUUUCUGGUUUAUGUGGUAUGAAUGCGAGAUGUCAUAACACCCCGGGCAGUUACCACUGCACAUGUGCUCCAGGCUUCAGACUGAGAUCAGGACAAACUAACUUCACUGAUCCCAGUACAGACAGCUGUGAAACUGAUAUAUGUAACACUGAUAAAUCUAUCUGUGGAGAAGGAUCCUGCAAAAACGGCAAAGAAGGCCAUGAAUGUGAAUGCAAGUCAGGAUUUACCAACUAUGGACACAAACAAAUGAAAUGCACAGACAGAAAUGAGUGUGAAGUAGAUUCUGGUUUAUGUGGUAUGAAUGCGAGAUGUCAUAACACCCCGGGCAGUUACUACUGCACAUGUGCUCCAGGCUUCAGACUGAGAUCAGGACAAACUAACUUCACUGAUCCCAGUACAGACAGCUGUGAAACUGACAUAUGUAACACUGAUAAAUCUAUCUGUGGAGAAGGAGUCUGUAAAAACAGCAAAGAUGGCCAUGAAUGUGAAUGCAAGUCAGGAUUCACCAACUAUGGACACAAACAAAUGAAAUGCACAGACAUAAAUGAGUGUGAAGUUUCUGGUUUAUGUGGUAUGAAUGCGAGAUGUCAUAACACCCCGGGCAGUUACUACUGCACAUGUGCUCCAGGCUUCAGACUGAGAUCAGGACAAACUAACUUCACUGAUCCCAGUACAGACAGCUGUGAAACUGACAUAUGUUACACUGAUAAAUCUAUCUGUGGAGAAGGAUCCUGCAAAAACGGCAAAGAAGGCCAUGAAUGUGAAUGCAAGUCAGGAUUUACCAACUAUGGACACAAACAAAUGAAAUGCACAGUUGAAGGUAAAUGUAACAGUGACAAGUCCAUCUGUGAAAGAAAAUUCUGCACAAACAGCAAAGCUGCAGUGGUCAAGAUGACUCACAGUACCAAGAUCAGCGCUGUGUUAUCAGUUUUAGCGCUUAUUAUGUGGGAAUAACAUUCAUUGGCCCUUCGUAAUCAAACAUUUCAGUGUGUCGUGUAAUAAACAAGAAUUAUAUCCCAGAUCAUGAAGUUUGUAAAGGAGAGGUGUACUAUUAGUUUUCAAUUAGAUUUGAUUAAGUAUUUUACAAGUCCUACAGAGUUUUUUAAUCAUUAUGUUUGGUUAAAUGUUUCAGUUCAGUUCUUUGAUGAUUCUUCUUUCUAAAAUCAUUUAAUCAUUAAUCUACAUCACAUAGUAAUACCACAUUAAAGA